Messenger RNA from Anisakis simplex (herring worm), 720 nucleotides. The record is from the annotation of a GenBank genome assembly. NCBI's taxonomy places the organism in Eukaryota, Metazoa, Nematoda, Chromadorea, Rhabditida, Anisakidae.
AUGAGAUGUCGAAUGAAUCGCUCGACAGGUGUUGAUUAUUUGGAGCCGUUUGAACCAGGUGAGUUAGUCGAUGGUUUGGAAGGAAUUGGUGUCGUCGAAAUGGCGUCUCCAGCUUGUAACUUUGAAGUGGGUGACCUGGUGACUUCUGUCGGUCGAUUAUGGCCAUGGAGUCGACUGUUUGUGGCUGAUCACUCAGAUCUGGUUAAGGUGAAUUUGCCACGUGGUUACUCGCCGUCAAUAAUUCUGAGCUGUGUUGGUAUAUCAGGUAUGACCGCGUUGUUGGGUAUUCGCAAAAAAGCCGCAAUCGAUCCAACAAAACCGCAAACGAUUGUCGUCUCAGGUGCGGCCGGAUCGUGUGGAUCUUUAGCUGGACAGAUAGCUAGGUUAGAUGGAUGUACCAGAGUGGUGGGUAUAUGUGGAGCGCCAGAAAAAUGCGAAGUUUUAAUGAACGAGUUAGGCUUUGAUGGUGCGAUCAACUAUAAAGCUGAAUCGGUACCGGAUCGAUUGAGGACACUGGCACCUGACGGCGUUGAUAUUUACUUUGAUAAUGUCGGUGGUUUCGUCAGUGAUGCGGUUAUUGCACAGAUGAAUCAAGGAGGUCGUGUGGUUUUAUGCGGUCAGAUUGCCGUGUACAAUACGAAUCUACCGUAUCCGCCGCCGAUACCCGAGAAGACUGCAGAGAUUAUCGCAGAACGAGGCAUUCGAAGGUAUAGUGCUUGG